This is a messenger RNA of Raphanus sativus (radish), 1844 nucleotides long. RefSeq lists its product as uncharacterized. Bases 1105 to 1659 code for a protein of 184 amino acids. Lineage: Eukaryota; Viridiplantae; Streptophyta; Magnoliopsida; Brassicales; Brassicaceae. Gene Ontology annotation, molecular function: protein binding. The transcript is spliced from 4 exons. The record is from RefSeq and is a predicted model, not a curated record.
UUUGAUGAAGAUACACAAAAGACGGGUUUUUGGGACACGCGUCACACAUUCACGUUUCUUUUCUCUCUCUCGACCGAUGCUCUUCUCUCCUUCCCUCUCGACUCCUCGACGAAACCGACUGUCUCUGGUCAUCUCUCCUCGAAUCUUGUCUCUGUUUGAUGGGGCUCAGAUUCGCUUGGUGCAGUUCGGGACUGAUUGGCUGACACAACCACAUAGGUACUUUUGCCUUAUUGGUUUGUAAGCAAGGAUUGGCUCCCGCCUUGCAUCAACUGAAUCGGAGCCUCCGAUGGUGAAACGAGUCCAAUUAGAUCUGGAGAACAGUUUGAUUCAAGUUCUAGGGUUUGGAUUCUUACAAUCUUCAUAUGAUUUGAUUUCUAAAGGUAGAUAACCAGGAUAAAAGGUAAUUGGUUUAUGGAAAUCUUCUGGCUUUUUUUCUUUAAAUUGUUGAUUUAAGUUAAAAUCAUUAAUAAAAACGUAUGUGAUAUGAAGAAAAAACGGUUUGACAAAUCCACUGUAUGAUAUGAAGAAGAUAGAGAUCUCGUUACAUGAGCAAUCUCUUGUCUUGAUUUUCUCUAAGAAGGUUCAUCUAUAUUUUGAUUUAGCUUCUUGAUGAAAUCAAUGUUUAUCUCUAGUCUUAUUGUAGUAGAAACGCAUGUAUAGAGAUGUCCACUUCCAUCUCUUUAUUUCAAGACAGCUAGCUACACUUCCACUUCCAUCUCUCACAUGUAUUUUUUUCUGCUUCUUAUGGUUGUCACAUGUUUAUGUCUUGUAAUAGGAGCAUUGACUUGGGUUUGCAGAGAUGAUUAAUGGUUCUGCUUUGUUUUUUCUUUUGGUUUUGUUAAUGGGAUCAUCGGAGAUGGGUUGCAGAGAAACUGGGUCCUGACUUUGCAGGAAAGGAACUUGACUUAGUCACAUAGGCCGUGGGCACUACAAGCAUUAGGUGGAUGGGAGAAUGAGCUUGAUUACUGCCAAGAGCUCCUUGAAGCUGACGUCUUUAACAACUUUGCAUGGAAUCAGAGACAAACCUACUAGAAGAAUCCUUUACUCUUCUUCUUCUACAAAUCUCUCUCUCUCUGUCUCUCUCUCUCUAGUAGACUAGUAGUUAUGGUGACCAACUCCACAAUCAAAUUUCUCUGUAGCUACGGCGGGAAAAUUUUACCUCGUUAUCCCGACGGCAAACUCCGUUAUAACGGCGGUCACACCCGCGUCCUCGCCGUUCCCCGCUCCGUCUUAUUUUCCGAGCUAGCGUCUAAGAUGGCGGAGAUGUGCGGUGGAUCCACCGUCACCAUACGGUGUCAGCUUCCUACGGAAGAUCUCGACGCGCUCGUGUCCGUCACGUGCGACGAAGAUCUAGCGAAUCUAAUCGAAGAGUACGACCUCGUUUCCUCCUCAAUGAAGAUCAGAGUCUUCCUAAACCCGCCGAGAUCCGUUAAAUCAUCGACGAUCUCGCCUCCUCCGUUGGCUCUGCCGUCGUCAUCAUCUUCCACCACUUCCUCUAACUCAUCGAGUCCUAGAUCUCCGUCGCUUUCGAAACCACCGCUACCUCCGUCGCCGCCGAGGUUAACGACGACGGCGAAGAAUCAGUGCUACGGUUGCUACGUCCACCACCGUAGUUCGAGGAAUAUGUACCUCGUCCACAACGGCAAUCACUGGCAAUAACCCCAAGCCACCAAUCAGAUUAAUAAAAAAACAAAAAUAUAUAUGAAAAAUCGAAUCUAUAUACUUGAAAGAAAAAUCUUCUUGAUAUAAGUGUAAAAGAAAGAGAGAUAUAAAGGUGUACGUUAUCUCUCUGUGACGAUGACCCUCGCCAUUAAUGAAAUCAUCCUAAAAGCUUUUCUUUUGUC